AGUCGUUUAUUUUUACCAACUAAAGUCAGCGGUGUUGAAUUAAUCAUUAAACUAAGAGAAUGAUAAUCAAGUUGUUGGUAGUGUCACUCGCCAUCGGGUGCACUCUUGCCAGAGGUCCAUCUUCCGAGGACUGUACCAAGUGGACUGGGGGACCUAUUGACUGGCCCUGUGAUCUCACCGAGAGCCUCUACAGGAAUGGUGGGAAAUAUAUCAGCAAGAAUGUCAUUGCUACCCGCGCUGUUGUCUGGAAGGACAGCGCUAUUGUUGCAUUGCCUAGAUUUAAGAAAGGUGUCCCAAUAACCCUGGGGAUCAUCCCCCUGUUCUGCAAGGUCGGUUACCCCAGCCUGAGCCCGUACCCCUGCUGGUCGGUCCAGGAGGAAGGCAACUGCGGUGCAUUCCAGAGCGUGGUGGACCUCUUCCUCGAUCCCCAGCACAUCCUCUGGGUCCUCGACACGGGCAUCGUGGACUCCCUCGAGCCCCAGCCCGUGCGAACGUGUUCGCCCAAGGUCGUAGCCAUCAACGUGAAAACUGGAAAGAUGGUCAAGACUAUCGACCUGAGUGGAAUGGCAACCUCAACAUCGAGACUGCAGUACGUCGUAGCUGAUUACAGCGCUGACGGUCGCGCCUUCAUCUACGUCACUGAUGCAGCCACCCGAGCGAUUCUGGUGUACGACGUGACGUCGGGUCAGGGCUAUCGCGUUGUCCUCCCCAAGGCGACGACCGUGGGCUGCGCAAAGCGAGACGUCCUGUACCCGUCGCUGAUUCACCGUCCUGACGGCUCCGGCGUCCUCCUCAUCUCCUACCUCAGCGGCUCCCGACUCUUCAGCGUCCGCACCGAGUUGCUCCAGAACGGCGCAGCUGCUGGAAAAAUCCACGACCUCGGGCCCAAGCCCAAGAAAAUGGUCAUGCUCGGCACUGACAAUGGAUCAGCUGUCUUCUUCCGGUACGAGGGGGAGCAGCCCAUCUACAGGUGGGACGUCUGCACACCCUUCUCCGAAAAGAACUUCCUCAAGGUGUACGAGGGCGACGGGUACGCCUUCGCUUCAGAAGUCAUUCCCGAUUACAAGAGGGGACGCAUGCGUGUCCUUGAGUCCAACUUCCCUGAUUUCAUCAGGGGCACUGUCGGCGUUGGGGUUGACCACUCUCUGACAAUCAUGUAAUUGUUCAAUGUAACAGUUGUGGAGGCGAAUGAAGAAAAGACUGAGUUUAAGGUUCAGGGAGAGUUCUUUAUGGAAUAAAGAAAAUAUUAAAUUAUUUUCA
Messenger RNA from Diachasma alloeum, 1260 nucleotides. It is a transcript of the gene yellow-g2, whose product is annotated as major royal jelly protein 2. The record is from RefSeq and is a predicted model, not a curated record. Bases 60 to 1160 code for a protein of 366 amino acids. The transcript is spliced from 3 exons. Gene Ontology annotation, cellular component: extracellular region. NCBI's taxonomy places the organism in Eukaryota, Metazoa, Arthropoda, Insecta, Hymenoptera, Braconidae.